UUUACCCAGCCAAGGGUGAGGGCUGUGUGCCUGUUUCUUGACCCUGCUGAUGGAUGCUCUUGCCAGCAGCCCCCUUGGAUGGUUCUGUGUGGGCGUCACAGCUCUUUUUGGGGUGACCAUGCUCCACGUGGCCAAGAGGAAGCCGGUGGAGAAAGCAAAUGUGCUGGUUUGGAGCCUUCUGCCUGCCUUGCUGGGGCUGCUGUGUGUGGCUCUGCUGGGUGCUGGUGAAGGGCUGUUGGUGUUUUGUGCUGUGAGCAUCUUCUCCUCUGUGUACCUGGGUGGCAGUGUGCUGCUGCCUGUGGGUGACAAAGCUGUGCUUAUCACAGGAAGCGACACUGGGAUUGGACAUGCACUGGCUAAAUACCUGGAUAACUUAGGUUUUGUUGUGUUUGCUGGGGUUCUGUAUGAGGACGGACGUGGAGCUGAAGAACUGAGACGGACCUGUUCUCAGAGACUCUCUCUCCUGCAGCUGGAUAUAACCAAUGCCACCCAAGUCAAGGAAGCCUAUCUAAAAGUCUCAGAGAAGGUGCAAAAUACAGGACUCUGGGGAGUCGUGAACAAUGCAGGCAUCCUGGAUUUCCCUGCCGAUGGCGAGCUGCUCCCCAUGAGCACAUACAGGCGAUGCAUGGAGGUGAAUUUCUUUGGGGCUGUAGAGGUGUCCAAGACUUUCUUACCAUUACUUCGGAAGUCACAGGGGAGGCUGGUUAACAUGUCCAGCAUGGCAGGAGGCAUUCCACUACCAAGGUAUGCUGCAUAUGGUGCAUCAAAAGCAGCUCUGUCUAUGUUUUCUGGAGUAAUGAGGCAAGAACUUUCCAAAUGGGGAAUUAAAGUUGCUGCAAUUCAUCCAUCAGGCUUCCAAACAGGUAUACAAGGCACAUCCGAACUGUGGGAUAAGCAAGAAAAGGAGCUGAUGGAGAAUCUCCCAGCAGACACAAGGCAAGACUAUGGUGAAGACUACCUCCUGGGGCUGAAGAACUACCUUCUGCACAUACCCACGUACUGUAAUGCUGACCUCUCCCCUGUGCUGAGUGCUAUUCUGCAUGCUUUGCUGGCCGAGAGACCACACGGCUUAUACACUCCUGGGAAAGGGGCUUAUAUGCUCCUCUGCAUCUUCUGCUACUUUCCCCUCUGGUUUUAUGACUUUGUCAUUAGUAAGAUGCUAAGAACAUCGGAAGCUGAAAGCAAGAAUCUCUAAGGUAUCCAUCAGCAUUUGUCUUACUUCAUGAGAUAACUGGGAAAACCUCUAUUUUAAGGCACUGCUAUUUAUUGUACUGUCUUUGUUAAAUUGCAUUUACACCGCCUUGCAAAUGGAGGUAAAUCUUUGUGUUAAGAGUAAUGUUCAGGAAAAAUAGUGGAUAAACAGAAAGAAAAAGCUAUCCCCAGAUGAGGCCCUUUUUUUUUUUUUUUAAUAGGAAUUCCUGUUUUCCUGAUGUCUUUGUAUCCUGCCUUCUGUGUAAGGUAUCUGACAAGGUUAUAUAGCUCCUGUCUGCUUCAAAAGGUACAACCAGCACAUAGAGAGAUGACUAACCAAUAUUUUAAAAUGGAACAAAAAAAUCCUUGAGCAUCCACAACCUUCUCGAGCAUUCAAGGAAGCUGCAUAUAUUCCUGUCACUGGAAAGAUUUAGAGAUGUCUAAUCCAAAUCCUUCUCGUUGCAGCUUUAGCCCAAUACAGAUUUAUUUUGAUUUUCAUUGCUGUUGGACCUGAGAAGUGAUUGACCUCCACCCCUUCCCCCCCCCCAGUUUUGUGAAGUAUAGUUAAGAUAUCUAUAUUUUGUCCUUUUUGCUAGACUAAGCAACAUGAAUUAAUUGGGGGGAACUAAGAACAAAGAUGGAUCAAGACCUUUUGUGAAGAAGCAAACAGUCUUCUUCCUUUAAUAUUAUUAAAAGUAAUAGUGAAUAUAUAAGCUGCCAAUUUAAUAUGACCAUGUUGGAAAUUCUGUGCAUUGCCUGUAUGUGCUUGUGCUUCUUUAAUCUUUAGUAAAUUCUGAUCUUGCUUCUGCUUUUUUUUGUACAUUUUUUUCUUAUUCAGUUCUUCAAUUUAUGAAGAACUGGUGAUUUCUGCCUUUCUCCUGAUACCUUCCUGUUUCUCCCUCUGGUUUAGGAGAGUUUGUGCCCACUCGUCUAACAUCAGACAGACUUCAAAUUGGCUUUACUGGAGUCCCGUGUCUUCCUUCUGUUAGAUUUUGAUCACUCCUUUUCCCUGAAUUCAUUCUAGGACAUCAGAUACCUUCCCUGCUCCUCGUUGUCUGUGCCCUUUACCAUAAAAACAUCUCCUAUGCUCAGAGGGUGGGCACUCUGCCUGUAUUUCCUUACCCCACUCCCUUUUUUGCAUUGCCUGUCACACACUUGGGAUUUGAAAGGCUGUGAAAUUUUGAAAGCAAGCCUCAUCCCCCUGAGUUCCCUGGUUUGACCAUCUGUCCUGAGCAUUGCUUUGAUAAGAUGCAUUUCUUUUCACAUGACAGAAAAUUGAAAGUCAUCACUUUCUGGGCUUUAAACGUAGACGUACUUUCCUCCGGUUCCUUUCUGAACAAAUUCUAGGCUUCUGUCAUAAUCCUACUUGGUUGAUGUACUCUUGCAGUCGGCUGAACAAAAUCACAAUUGAAUUAACAUCUGUAAUAUUUCUUCCAUCUCCUCCUGCAUCAGUUCAAGAUUCCUGUAAAUGCGCAGAGGAUGGUCAGCAGGUUUGGGCCACUACUUUAAUUUUUGUCUCAGUGUGGAAAUCCUCCUGUCCUGUACAUACUGGCAGGAUUACUGCUUUUCCUGCCAAGCCUUAUCUCCUUUUGUGGUUUUACAUCAGUACCGCUGUUACAGACUAUUACUUUUCUUUGAAAAGUGUGACCAAAAAUGCACUCAGAAAAUCUGGGACUAUAUUGAUCAUCCUGUCUUUUUCCUUUACCUAUUCUCAAUUUUGUA
Cuculus canorus (common cuckoo) is the source of this 2913-nucleotide messenger RNA. It is a transcript of the gene HSD17B2, whose product is annotated as hydroxysteroid 17-beta dehydrogenase 2. Bases 50 to 1195 code for a protein of 381 amino acids. The record is from RefSeq and is a predicted model, not a curated record. Gene Ontology annotation, molecular function: oxidoreductase activity. The transcript is spliced from 5 exons. NCBI's taxonomy places the organism in Eukaryota, Metazoa, Chordata, Aves, Cuculiformes, Cuculidae.